This is a messenger RNA of Oppiella nova, 442 nucleotides long. NCBI's taxonomy places the organism in Eukaryota, Metazoa, Arthropoda, Arachnida, Sarcoptiformes, Oppiidae. The record is from the annotation of a GenBank genome assembly.
AACAGCAUUCACUCAAUCGGUGACACAAACCACACAAACGUUGCGUUCAUUUGUCUGGUAAUCGCUAAUCGUGCGGAUCUGCUGUCGACAAUGUCUGCCACCACUAUCACCAACCCAUCAACACUGCUCCCAUUAGAGUUGGUCGACAAGUGCAUCGGUUCUCGCAUUCAUAUAAUUAUGCGAAACGAUAAGGAAAUCGUUGGCACUCUUCUGGGGUUCGACGACUUCGUCAAUAUGGUCUUAGAAGAUGUGACCGAAUACGAGAGUACACCCGAAGGACGUCGAGUCACCAAAUUGGACCAAAUCUUAUUGAAUGGAAACAACAUAACUAUGAUGGUUCCCGGAGGAGAGAUGCCCGACAACUAACAACUCACUCAUGCCUUCCAUCAUCACUACUAUUAUUCAUGUUUUGCAGUAAAUUUCAAUUUAGUUAACAAUCAUU